GAUACACAAAGCCUCCGUCGUAGCUUCAGGACACAGAUAUCGAUACGGUGUGUCAUGGCUGCCAAAAUCGUCUUUUUCGCACUUGUUGCGUUUGUAGCAAUACAGGGUUUGAGUGCUUCUAGUCUACGACAACGUAGCAUUUGGGACGAUGUGAAGUCAAAACUGGAAAAUGCUGGAAAUGCAGUAAAGGAAGAAGCAGAUAAAAUUACGGAUGCUGUAAAGGCAGCAGCUGAUGCUGCUGAGAAUAAGGCAAAGGCUGCUUUUCAGGACGCUGUAGAUAAAAUUCAUAAUACUCUGAGCGACGCCAAGAACGCCGCUCAAGAAGCGUUGGAUAAAGUCCAUAGCGUAGCAAAAGAGAUAGCCGACAAAGCGAAAGAAGUCGUCGACAAAGCGAAGCAGGACCUUUCUAACCUGAAACAGGAAGCUGAAGAGAAGGUCUCUUCUUAUCUAGAGCAGCUAAAGAAUCUUGGGCAGGGAGCUCUAACGUGUGCCAACUCCAAUCAGGACAAAAUUAAGUCAGUCAUCAAUGCAACUGAACCCAAGGUGCAGAGUUGCGUCGCAGGUGUACAGGAGAAAGUCGUCCCCUUCGUUAAAGACGUGACUGAGACAGUCCAGAGAGUGGCAGACUUGGGCGCCAAAGCAGCAGAUGUCGCGUCCACUUGUGCGCCAGCUGGCGUUAGCUGGGUUACCGCGCUCGCCUGCUACGUCGCAGAAAUAGUCUCCGUAUCCGACGACGUAGCCAAAGACAUCUCCAUCAUCACCAAGGAUGUGCCAGAGAUCAUCCAGUUGGCACCUCAAGCAAAACAGGAAGUGGAAGCUUGCGCUGCCGAUGUAAAGACGACGGCGGCAGACGUUGAUCAACUUAUUAACGAAAUUUCUAAGUGCGUUAAAGACUACACCUCAUCGGCUGCAUAAGACGUAAGAAGACGGGAGUCGCUGGUGCUGAUGGCGGAGAAACACAGGAUGUUCUGAAUGUAAAAUUUUCGAAAUUGUACAGCACCAGAAAGAAAUGGUCUUUAUAAACAUGUCAUUCUUUACUAUCAUA
Zootermopsis nevadensis is the source of this 1045-nucleotide messenger RNA. RefSeq lists its product as uncharacterized. The record is from RefSeq and is a predicted model, not a curated record. NCBI's taxonomy places the organism in Eukaryota, Metazoa, Arthropoda, Insecta, Blattodea, Termopsidae.